Molecule: messenger RNA, 1114 nt
Organism: Salvia hispanica
Lineage: Eukaryota; Viridiplantae; Streptophyta; Magnoliopsida; Lamiales; Lamiaceae
Gene: IMP4
Product: Ribosomal RNA processing Brix domain protein
Biological process (GO): rRNA processing
Cellular component (GO): Mpp10 complex; nucleolus; small-subunit processome
Molecular function (GO): snoRNA binding; rRNA primary transcript binding
Source: RefSeq, a predicted model, not a curated record
UUAGGCGAUGGAGUUUGAUUUUAGCUAAGCAAUUAGGGUUUCAGAAGAGAAUUUGUGGAUUUUGGUGAUAGAAAAAUGUUGAGGAGAAACGUGAGGUUAAGGAGAGAGUAUCUGUACCGUAAGAGCUUGGAAGGGAAGGAGCGAUUGCUCUAUGAGAAGAAGCGCAAAAUUCGCGAAGCUUUGGAAGAGGGAAAACCGAUUCCUACUGAGCUCAGGAACGAGGAGGCCGCCCUCCGACAGCAAAUCGACCUCGAGGAUGAACAAACUGCUGUUCCCCGAUCAAGCAUUGAUGAUGAAUAUGCAAAUGCAACUGUCAGUGAUCCUAAAAUUUUGCUUAUCACUUCACGGGAUCCGAGUGCUCCCCUUGCGCAGUUUGUAAAGGAAUUGAAGUUUGUUUUUCCAAAUGCACAGCGUAUGAAUCGUGGUGGUCAGGUUAUCUCGGAAAUCAUUGAAACAUGCCGGUCACAUGAUUUUACUGAUGUGAUAUCGGUACAUGAAACCCGCGGUGUGCCAGAUGGCAUAGUCAUAAGCCAUCUACCUUUUGGCCCCACUGCAUACUUCCGAUUACACAAUGUGGUUACGAGACAUGAUAUCAAGGACAAGAAAGCUAUCGGAACUAUGUCUGAGGCCUACCCACAUUUGAUAAUUAAUAACUUUAACUCUAAGCUUGGUGAGAGGACUGCGAACAUUUUAAAGCAUCUUUUUCCAGUACCCAAACCAGACUCGAAACGUGUCAUGACUUUUGCUCGUGAGCCUCAGUCUGAUUGGAUUUCAUUCAGGCAUCAUGUCUAUGAGAAACGCGGAGGUCCAAAAUCAGUUGAACUGAAAGAAGUUGGUCCUCGUUUUGAAAUGUUUCUCUUCAAGAUAAAACUGGGAACGAUGGAUCAAGAAGAAGCUCCGAUAGAAUGGGUCCACCGGCCUUACAUGAACACUUCCAAAAAACGCAAGUUUCUGGGCGAUUGAUCAGAGUUUUAGGGACUAUGAAGCUUUACUACAUUUGUUUGUUUGUCUAAAUGGGUGGUUACUAUAGAGCAAACAUUCAUCACUAGCAAGUUUUUCAUGUAUGGAAUUCUGUUACAAGUGUGACAAGUAUAAAUAUUAUUGCUAUUGGUAA